AUGAAAUUAGGGACUCGUUUAGUAAGGUACGUGAUGGUUCUUCAAAGACGGAUGCCGGCGGGAGUGACCGGUAAAAAGCUGGUUAGCAUUCGGAAGGGACUCCCUCCCAGGAGGACUGUGUACAAAAAAAGGGCAGCCCCAACAAGAGGGCCCUAAGUUGUUGGUCACCAUUCGGGCCAUUACAGAGGCAAGAAAGACAGGAUUUGGGAUCCCCACCCGAGGUACAAGUUCAAAGGAUUCGGCCGAACGUUCUACCUCGACCUUAAACAUGCACCCCCAGUUGCUGUGCCUGGAAUUAAGGUGGUCCACGUCUGGGACAACAUGACACGCGUCGAAGAACCUCCUGUGAACGCCCAGGGGUGCAUGUACACUGGGAAGGUGGUGGGCGAUGCCGACUCCAUCGUGUCCCUCAGCCUCUGCCACGGUCUGCUUCAUCAGCUGCUGGUUCAGCUCGUGAGCGGUUGCCUCAUCACGUACGACUCCGAAAGCUAUCGUGACGUGAUGUGA
Nezara viridula (southern green stink bug) is the source of this 507-nucleotide messenger RNA. Lineage: Eukaryota; Metazoa; Arthropoda; Insecta; Hemiptera; Pentatomidae. The record is from the annotation of a GenBank genome assembly.